This is a messenger RNA of Sycon ciliatum, 2015 nucleotides long. RefSeq names its product HSPB1-associated protein 1-like. Gene Ontology annotation, molecular function: 2-oxoglutarate-dependent dioxygenase activity. The coding region runs from base 98 to 1288 and encodes 396 amino acids. The transcript has 3 exons. The record is from RefSeq and is a predicted model, not a curated record. NCBI's taxonomy places the organism in Eukaryota, Metazoa, Porifera, Calcarea, Leucosolenida, Sycettidae.
AAAAAUUUCUUUUCAAACAGCAGUCAACAUUGUUUUACAGGUUGGAUCAUCAUGAUCAUGGAGCUAGCACAUUGAAAUUUGAUGUAUCUUCUCCAGCAUGAACCCCACGUUGGGUUCCGCCGUGAAAUGGCGGACGAGCGUGCUGCUGUUCAUACCGAUCCUGGCCAUAGCGGCUGUCGUGAUGACUUUCGUCACUGCGCGCGAGGGGCACUUGUCUGCUCGCAUGGCACAGAACUCACAGGAGGAUGGCUACCUGGCCAAAACUGACAAAGGCAGAGCAACGCUCAGGCCGGAUGGGGAUGGAGUGGACGAAGCAGUUGGUCAAUCUCUAACACACGAUCUGGAUCUAGGCAAUGAGGAGUACCAGCACUGGGAAGGCAAGGCCCUUGCCGCAAUGCGCGAUGGCUCGCUGAAAGACGGACGCAAAAUGUUCAAGCUGAUCCAGGCGUUCGGCUCGCUACUGCCGCGGAUCCAGCACGUGACGAAGAUGGGCACGCCGAGCGUGGACCAGUUCAGAAAUUACAUAGCACCGGCCGGCCUGCCUGUUGUCUUCACCGACAUGUACAAAUCUCACCCGCUCCGAAAAUGGUCCUGGGAAACCUUGAAAAAGCAGUAUGGACACUUGAAAUACGAAGACGUCAGGCAGGGAGCGCUGCACAAUGACACGUCUCAAUUCGGCAAGCGGAACGUGAACCGCGUGAGCGUCAAACUCAGUGACUUCAUUGAUCUUGUCAGUGGUGCUCGGAAAGCUAAAGGCAGCGCUGAAGAGGGUCUAUACAUUGCCAAGAAGCAGCUGCUUCCCAAGGAAGCAGUGCAGAAGGAGUUUCCCUAUCCGCCAUUCUACAGUGGCAAUAUGGACACCUGUUUCACGGAGCCCAGUUCCUGGUUUGGCAUGGCGGGCACCGUCACACAGGGCCAUAUUGACGCACGCGACAACUUUGCUUAUCAGGUCAUCGGUAAAAAGCGCUGGCAUCUCUACUCACCGCAGGACUUCAAGCAUCUGUAUUUCACACAGCUGAAAGGUGCACUGGAGUGGAGCAAGGCUCUGGGAGAAGUUCCGGUCAAUCUGAAGAAAUACCCACGCGUAAAGAAGGCACGUGAACUGACGGUUGUGCUGAAUGAAGGAGAGGUAUUGUACUUGCCACGAGGCUGGGUGCACAUUGUGGAGAACAUCACGCCGGCUUUGAUGCUCAACAUUUGGCGCAAGGGCCCACCCGAGUUCCUCGCGCCCUGGUCGGAGAAGUACCGGCAGGACAUUGCCAACAUCUGUGACAAGCAGACAACUUGAGCCGAGUCCACUGGAGUGCUGUUCUGCUGGCAAUGUGCCGACUACGAACAACCACUUCCAUGAUUAAUGAGCAUCUCUGCAAAAGCAGUGACCUAGUGACGGUAACUCUAAUAGUGGCAUCUAUGCAGUGGUGUACCGGUAUGCUAGCGUGAACCGCUGUGCUUGAUCGGCCAUAUACCAGCGCAUGAUCUCUAUGUUGUGGGUUGAGCAUUUCUCAUGCGUGCUCCACACGAGCAGUCUGUUCCAAUACGUCAGCUGGCUGCAUGGCAACGCAUUGAUGGGUGCUAAAUGAGAAUUUGGCAGCCCCAAUCAGUGCCAUCUCCAUUGAUACUCUGUGAUCAUUGAGUAAUAUUCCGAUAAUAACUUGGUUCGCUUGAUGCUUGACGUGACUAUUGUUAUGAUUUCGCAAACGUAGCUGGCUGUACACCUUCAAGUUAAGAAUGUGAUUUAGAAUCAUGCGACCAUUGUCCAGUGCAUGCCGGUGUCUUCUUUCUAUUCUUACCGCCCAGAAUCAUCCAGAGUUAUCUUCUUUCAUCUUCCAUAGCAAAGCCUAUCCCACCUUCUAGGAGUUCUGCUGAAUUGAUUGAAAAGCACGAUCUCCUGAAGACUGGCCUGACUUUGCUGCAUAGUACAUAAUUGCUUUCAUCAUUUUUGUCAUGCAGCUAUAUGCUCAAAUUAUUUUGCAGAGUUGCUUUCAUGGAUAUUAAUAAUUAUAAGAAGUAACUGA